UCACACAUACCACAGAACUCUCCAUUCACUUUGGAUACAGAGGAUAUUCCAAGAGGACCUUGUCUUCUUUUCUUUAAAUCUGGUUCGAAAGUUGUUGUUUUUUUUUCCCUCCCCCAGAUCCAACUUUUUCAGAACUUCCACAGUUCCUGGAGGUUGAUUCCUGAAGUUGGUUGAAAACUUUUGGUGCAGCUGCUUUAAGACUGCUGCAGUGGAUUCACACUGAGGAGGAGAAUAACGGUCAUCAAGCUCUCAAGAUGCCACGUUCGUUUUUGGUGAAGAAGUAUUUUACAAGCAAGAAGCCGAACUACAGUGAGCUGGAGAGCCAAAAUGGUCCAAUCUCUGCCAUGGUACCAGAGCGCUACCCGCUUGCAGAACUACCGACCAAAGAAGACGGCUCCCUGUUGACCACAUACACUUCGGCUCUUGUAUGGACCACCAGCGCCCUUCCGCUUUCCUUCCCUCCUUCAUCCCCUACCACACCAUCCUCCAUCGCACCACUGGACCUCAGUUCUCCGUCCAGCUCGGGUGAGGAAGAUGAAGGCAGAACUUCCGACCCCCCGAGCCCGGAUCCUUCGGACCGUUUCCAGUGCGCUCACUGCGGGAUUUCCUGCAGCAGCCGUGCCGCGCUUUCGCGCCACCAGCUCUCGCAUUGCAGCGCAAGCACCAAUGCCAACCUGGUUGAAAAUUCCAACAUGGCCGACAGCACGACAACAAGGGCUGCCUUCCGGUGCAAACACUGCCCCAAAGAGUACAACAGCCUGGGAGCUUUGAAGAUGCACAUCCGCUCACACACGCUUCCAUGCGUCUGCACCACCUGCGGAAAGGCGUUUUCCAGACCAUGGUUACUCAGGGGCCACAUUCGUACACACACCGGCGAGCGUCCAUUCUCCUGCCCUCAUUGUAACCGGGCUUUUGCUGACCGCUCCAAUCUGAGAGCUCAUCUUCAGACCCAUUCAGAGGUGAAAAAGUACCAGUGUGGCACCUGCUCUCGAACCUUCAGCCGCAUGUCACUCCUGCACAAACACACCGUCUCCAGCUGCUGCCCGACAGCCUAGACGCUCACACACAACCACCCACUCACUCACAAUGGAGGUGGGGGUGUUAGCAGUGGUUAACCAUCGUCCUGUUGACUGUUGAGUCUGGUCCUGUCCUGGUGGACGAACUCAGGUUAAGGGCGAAAAUUUAUCUGCUGGAAAGAACCCCAGAAAUGUUUCUGAAGUGCCUUAUAUUGUGUUUCUUUUUCUUCACUGGGUUUCAUACCAGACAAAGACAGAUUUAGGCAACAUCGCACAAAUGCUGCGAAAUGUUUUCCUAACCCAGUUCGAUCAAGGUUAAC
Messenger RNA from Ictalurus furcatus (blue catfish), 1336 nucleotides. It is a transcript of the gene snai1b, whose product is annotated as snail family zinc finger 1b. The record is from RefSeq and is a predicted model, not a curated record. Gene Ontology annotation, biological process: regulation of DNA-templated transcription. Gene Ontology annotation, molecular function: DNA-binding transcription factor activity, RNA polymerase II-specific; RNA polymerase II cis-regulatory region sequence-specific DNA binding. Lineage: Eukaryota; Metazoa; Chordata; Actinopteri; Siluriformes; Ictaluridae. Bases 255 to 1055 code for a protein of 266 amino acids. The transcript has 3 exons.